CGAAUUUUCAAACAUGGCGAAAAUGUCAGAAAAUUUCAUGUAGUAUGAAUUUGUUUUCUCUUCGAUGGUUUGGAUGAAAUUGCACCAUUUUUCUUUACUGUAUGAAGAUUUUAUUGCCGCCGAGCGCAACAAGGAAGAAAUAGUUGAAGUAAUAAAUCAAUGAUAAUCGUUUUACUAUCGUUUUACUGGUGAGUCUGGUAUUACUGUAACUGGAUUUGUCUUCCUUAUAAAAUUAUAUUUAUAUAUUACAGUAAAAUAGUUGACUUUGUUUUUAACACUCCUUGUUAUAUUCUUAAUAGGAAAACCAAAAGAUGAAAAAAUAAUGUAGAACUUGAAAGGGUACAAUGGGCAAGAAACAAGAUAUGAACAACCGAAUGUUUUUGAGACCAAGCCCAAAUGAAGAGGUUUGCUACCUUGGUAUUUUUGUGGUUGCUUUAUUUUUUCAUGAGUCAAUGGUGAAAAAAGUAGGAUCCUAUGAAAAAAUUUAGGAUCUUAUUUAUUGAAAAAGGCAAUCUUCAUCGUGUGAAAAAAUCUCUAGUAGGGCCUAUUAAAAAAAUAUUUCUGUUUUUCAUCGCUGCCCGCCCCUGAAAAUUUGGCCACCCAUUUUUUUAAAAUAUUAUUCUCGGUUUUUGUUGGGAGCCGACGGAAAAUAAUCGGAUACCAAGCAGUGGGCGCCAUGAUGCGCUGUCGUUUUUGAUAUUUUCAUAAUACUUCAGUGUUCAAUCAACCACGCAGUCCACCGCCACGCAAACCAGUUCUAGUGCGCAGGUUUUGAAGCCCAGGAUAGGUGCAAGAGUGGCAGAUAAUGCUACUCUGAAUGAUGUAUAUAAAAAGAAAAAAUAGAUAGGUGCAAAAAGGAAAAAAAAUUCCGCCCACCCGCCCCAAUUAUAUUCCAAACAAAUUAUGAAAAACAGAAAUAUUAUUUUAAUAGGCCUAGGUAGUAUACUGAAUAAAAUUUGAAUGAAUUUACAUGAAUAUGGACGUGGCCCCUUAUUUACUUAAAGACCAUUUGAAGUCUGUUCUGCACAUACGUUCUGCGCAGGCUUACAUUCCAAUGGUCGGGACCCGACCAUUGGAAUGUAGCCUGCGUGGCAAGCCCUCAAUUUUAUGGGGGCUGAUUUGCAGCGGGCAGGAUCAAAAAUCGCCAAAAUCCUGCCCGCUGCAAAUCAGCUAGACCCCCCAUUAAAUUGAGGACCUGCCACGCAGGCUAAUUGGAAUGUUAUUAAUAUUUCGCACCUUCCCAACUUUCUUGAAUUGAAUCUCCAGUCUGUAUUCAUUUACAAGCAUAGCGAACCAGAAGAGUGUUAAAAAUGCAGUAUAAUUUAUAUCUAAUCAUAUUUUACAACUAUAUAACUGAGCUCAAAAUGUAAACAAAGCGUUUGUUUACAUUACGGACUUUACAUGGCCUUUAAAAGAUUCAUGGUUUCUGAUUGGCUAGAACAGCCUUACUCUGAAAUCGUCAUAUCAACUCAGCAGCUGACCAAAUAUGAAGUUUUGAUAUAAUAUUCAAUGGUGUGACAUGUACGGCAUAAUGUUGAUAUGAAAAACAUAUUCAAUGUUAUGAUGCCAUGCUUUGGGAAUACAAAUACGAAAUGUGGAAACAACCAAAAACAAUAUGGCGCUGCCUUCAAUUGUAUUCUCACGUUUGAAGAACUUUUAAACUAUAAAGCUAUAAAGAAGGAAUUUCAAUGAAAACAGCUACAAAAGGUUUUGAAACAUCUUGACAUAUAUGUGAAAGAAAAAAGAAAGAAAAGGAACUAGUCAUUAUUUCGAUUAAUUGAACCCACAGGUGUAACCUGAAUGUCAGGCCUUUCAAAAGGCCUGACAUUCAGGUUACCACAGGGAAACAAUUAUUGAAAUUCAGUUUUUGCCAGAUAUGAAGAAUUAUCACCCUCAGUUUGUGUUAUCAACCUCGUGCAGCCUUCGGUCACUGGUACCGGUAACACAAACUUUGGGCUAACAAUAAUUCUUCGUAAUUAUCAUGUUCAACUUCAUUCAAUAAAUGUUAAAUAUUCAGCAAUCAAGAAUUAUUUUAUUAAACUUGCUGUGUGCAAAUAUUUAACGAUCUCAAAUGUUUAAUGUACCUAAUAGUAUGCAGGAUUUUUCCUUUUGCUCUUUUCCUGAGCCCCUUAAUAAUUGUCUACUUUUUGUGUGUUUCCACACCGGGCAAGCUUGAAAAAUAUGCCUGACAAUGCAUUGGGCUAGUAUUCCAAAGGUCAUAGGUUCGAUUCCCACCGUGGCAAGGCAUAUUUUCAAGCUUGCCCGGUGUGGAAACACAUUCGAGUAACAUCAUACACAUCAUAUUCCCCUGAGUACAAUAAUACCAACACAAGAAAAUUAUGUCUACUUUUUGGUGUAGUGUUACAGGCCUAAUAAUAUACAGUACAUGAAAAAAUUUCUCAAUUCUGAUUGACUAAGAGCAGUGCAACUUUUUCGAAAUACAGUGCCAAAAAUGAAUUAACUAUAAGAUACAGCCAUUUCUAGGGGAAAAUAAUACAAAAAACCCAAAGGCCAAACAUUUAUUUUCAAGUAUCAAAAAUGGCUGGCGUUUUUAGUAGAUUUCUAUUAAUUAUUUAUACUGAUUAAAAUUAACUAUUUCGCAUGUGACCUACGCACGCAUGUGACUGCAUAAUUUUUUCAUCAUACUAUUAAUAAGUAAUAGUAUGGUUUCUCGUGCAAUUUAGAAAAAAAGACUUCAAUUUGCACUCGUCCUUCGGACUCGUGCAAUUUUGAUCGUCAUUGAAAAACUCACUUGUGCAUGUUUUUCCCAAAUUACACUCGAAACGAUACUAUUACCUAUACACUUAUAAGAUAUUAUACUAUACCAUCCUACAGUACACAAUAUCUUACGUGAUCCAAUACAUUUUAGGAUCCUAAUAAUAAGAUCCUGAUUGGAUCAUUUCAAAAUCCCAAUGGAAUGCUACUAAGAUCUCAAAAAUUAAAAUCCUAACAAGACCCAAUUAAGAUCCCUGUUAAGAUUCUGUUCAAGAUUUCUACCAGGGUGUGGCAAACACCCAAUACGAUCACUUUAACUCCCCAAUAAUUAAAACUUGGCAGGGAACGACAAAUACGAUGCGACCAAGCAAAUGACAAUGUAGAUGUAUCUGGUAAAGGUCACUUGAGGUUAUACUGUAAUGUUCAAAAGACCGAACCUUGGUAAUAAACUACUAGACCAGUACUAUUAUUUUAUAUUCAGUAUACCUUAGACUUAGUUUGUGAAAAAAAAUACUUAGACACAUUCCAGCAAUUUUAGGGUAACCAACUUCCUUUAACAACUUUUUGCAUGGCAAUUAAAUUGUAUUAGGAUUCAAACUCCCUCCGCCUACAGUUUCUUGAGAAAAAAUAGAAGUAUCGGUGACGAGGAAAUAUAUUAUUUAGUAAUUAAAUAUUUCUAUAAAUACUUUACGCUUUAGAUAAAGCUGCUCGAAGAUGAAAAACAAAAACUCCGUAAAUUACGUCUUCAACAGGUAUUGUUACCCAAUUAAUUGGAGAAUUUAGAGUAUAAGCACUAUGAGUUACAUUCAUUUGCUUUAUUUGCUUAUCUAGGUAAGACAACAAGAGAAAGUUCUGGCGAGUAGAGCUCGCAAGAAAUUUAAGGAAAAAGAAAAGAAAGAAAUCGAUAUCUUGGAAAAUGAAUUAAAGGUUAGACUGUAAUGUAUGAUGUAAUGUGUUUUUUAAAGUACAGAUUUUGAAAUAUACAGUAUAAGGGUUCACAACCAUGCAGUAAAGAUCUUAAUCUGGAAUCUUGUGUAUGAAAACCCUUGGAAUCCCACUAUCUUUCUUCCUUGCACCCUAUUUCCGUUCUCAAAAUACACAUUAUCCCGGUCCAACGAAAGUUAUUGUAUCUGCAGUUGAUAUUAUAUAUUCAAUUGUUACUUUCUAUCAUUUUCUCAGAAAAAAUGGCAAGAGGACAUUACGGAAAAGAGAAGCAUGUUGGAAAAUGAGUACUAUGAAAAUGUUGCGCACGUUGGAGAAGGUCACCAAGCUGCUCUAAUGGUUAGAAUAAUAUGAUUUGUGAAAUAUAGGCUACAUCAGAAAUUGAAGGAACUAGGAUUAGAAUGUUCAGUAAUGCAGAAUCAUCAAGCUGCUUACAUUACUUUGUGGAGUGUUUGACUCAUUGAAAUUGAAAACCAUAAGAUGACAG
Molecule: messenger RNA, 4144 nt
Organism: Paramuricea clavata
Lineage: Eukaryota; Metazoa; Cnidaria; Anthozoa; Malacalcyonacea; Plexauridae
Source: the annotation of a GenBank genome assembly